Messenger RNA from Musca vetustissima, 3798 nucleotides. It is a transcript of the gene rdgB, whose product is annotated as protein retinal degeneration B. Lineage: Eukaryota; Metazoa; Arthropoda; Insecta; Diptera; Muscidae. Gene Ontology annotation, biological process: phospholipid transport. Gene Ontology annotation, molecular function: phosphatidylinositol transfer activity; phosphatidylcholine intramembrane carrier activity; phosphatidylinositol binding. The record is from RefSeq and is a predicted model, not a curated record. Bases 22 to 3714 code for a protein of 1230 amino acids. The transcript is spliced from 15 exons. Gene Ontology annotation, cellular component: cytoplasm.
GUAUAGAGAAAAAUAUUCAAGAUGUUAAUUAAGGAAUAUCACAUACCCUUGCCACUGACUGUGGAUGAAUACCGCAUAGCCCAGUUGUAUAUGAUAGCGAAAAAAAGUCGAGAAGAGAGUCAUGGCGAAGGUAGCGGCGUGGAAAUUAUUAUCAAUGAACCGUAUGAUGAUGGACCUGGUGGAAAGGGUCAAUAUACUAAGAAAAUCUAUCAUGUUGGCAGUCAUUUACCAGGCUGGAUAAAAAGUUUACUUCCCAAAAGCGCUUUAACUGUUGAAGAGGAGGCAUGGAAUGCCUAUCCUUAUACUCGUACCCGCUACACUUGCCCAUUUGUGGAAAAGUUCAUGCUCGAUAUUGAGACAUAUUAUUUUCCCGACAACGGUUAUCAGGAGAAUGUUUUCAAGCUGACUAGUAGCGAAUUGAGAAAUCGUGUUAUCGACACAAUUGACAUUGUAAAGGAUCAACUCACCGGGGGAGAUUAUGUCAAGGAAGAAGAUCCCAAAUUAUUUGUUUCGGAAAAGACCGGAAGGGGACCUCUGAACGAUGACUGGCUGGAGGAAUACUGGCGUGAAGUUAAAGGCAAAAAACAGCCGACUGCCAGAAAUAUGUCAUUGAUGUGCGCGUAUAAAAUAUGUCGAGUAGAGUUUCGCUACUGGGGAAUGCAAACGAAAUUGGAAAAAUUCAUUCAUGAUGUGGCGUUGCGAAAAACAAUGGUCCGAGCUCAUCGCCAAGCGUGGGCUUGGCAGGAUGAAUGGCAUGGUCUGACGAUUGAGGAUAUUAGAGAAAUUGAGCGUCAAACCCAAUUAGCCCUGGCCAGGAAAAUGGGUGGUGGUGAUAUCAGUGGCGAAGAAGAAGAAGAGGAGGAGGAAGAAGAAGAAAGCAUUUCCGAAACACAACCUCCGAAACCAAUUGAACCUCCGCCGAGUGAAGAACGCCAAAAUAAGGAACCUCCUUUGGUAACACAGCAACCCCCCAGUGAAGAGGUAUCGUCUGAUGAUGAAGGUCAACAAGAACAAAAUAACUCCAGUGAAAGAUCUCGCUCACAAAGUAUCCAGAUGGCAGCAAAAUCAAAAUAUGGUUCAAAGCCGGGUGGCCUACAUUCACCACUAGGAUCUGCUCAAAGUUUUGAGUUACAGCCGCAUGCCAAAAAUGCUAAACAUAAAAAUGUGGCAAAUUGGCGUAUGGAACGGCUAGAGGUUGACUCUAAAUCGAAUUCGGAUGAAGAGUUCUUUGACUGCGUUGAUACAAACGAAACCAACUCCCUGGCCAAAUGGAGUUCUUUGGAAAUCUUAGGCGAAACGGACGAUAGUCCGCCCCCACAUAGUGGAAUACCGGGCAAAAAUAACAAAGACGACAGUAUUUUUAACCAAGACUUCCUCAUGCGAGUUGCUUCCGAAAGAGGAAAUAAACGGCAAUUGAGAUCAUCGGCUAGUCUAGAAAGAGGUGGACAUGAUGGAUCGCCGCCUGGCUCUCCAGGGACCCCUUCAUGCUCCACCACCAUACUCAUUAUGGUUGUACAUGCAGGCAGUGUUCUGGAUGCCACCAGUGAAUUGACUUCCAAAAAAUCAGAUGUAACCACUUUCCGCGGAGCUUUCGAAUCAGUCAUGCGCCAACAUUAUCCGAGCCUAUUAAGUCAUGUUACCAUUAAAAUGGUUCCUUGUCCAUCCAUUUGUACAGAUGCUUUGGGCAUACUCUCCAGCCUCAGUCCAUACUCGUUUGAUGCCUCACCUUCUGCAGACAUACCAAAUAUAGCUGAUGUUCCUAUAGGAGCCAUCCCAUUGCUCUCUGUUACAUCGCCCGAAUUCCAAGACACGGUCAAUAAAACGGUGACGGCUGCCAACAUUGUCUACCAAGAAUUCCUAAAGUCUGAAGAAGGUCAUGGCUUUUCUGGUCAAGUUGUUAUGCUAGGCGAUUCAAUGGGAUCGCUGUUGGCAUACGAAGCUCUGUGUCGUGGUUCAUCCAAUGAUGGAGGCAGUCGUUCCUCACGUACUACCGAUGACGAUGAGCGUUUCGAUGACAGUGAUAUGGAUGCGAAACGACUACUGGUUGCACCAUCACCACGUCGCAGACGUUCGUCGUCUUCCAGCGAUUCUAAAAACGCAAAGUUAGAGUUUGAGGUUAGUGACUUCUUCAUGUUCGGAUCGCCAUUGUCCAUUGUCUUGGCAGCUAAAAAACUACACGAUUCUAAAACAGCACUCCAACGCCCGAAUUGCCAUCAAGUUUACAAUCUGUUUCAUCCAACCGAUCCGACAGCUUCCCGCCUGGAACCUUUGCUUAGUGCAAGAUUUUCAAUGUUGGCUCCAGUCAAUGUACCCCGAUAUGCCAAAUAUCCUCUGGGAAAUGGACAACCCCUGCAUUUAUUGGAGGUUAUACAAUCUCAUCCCCAUCAUUUCAGCGAAGGUCACAAUUUGUUGGGUGGUCGCCGCCUCUCGGAUGCGUCCAUGCAAAGUACAGUAUCGGGUUUAAUAGAAAAUAUAUCGCUAAGUACCAUAAAUACAAUUCAAAUGAAAUGGUGGGGUACCAAACGCCUAGACUAUGCUCUCUACUGCCCCGAAGGAUUGAGUAAUUUUCCGGCCAAUGCCUUACCGCAUUUGUUCCACGCAAGCUAUUGGGAAAGUGCCGAUGUCAUAGCUUUUAUUUUGAGACAGAUUGGCAAAUUUGAAGGCAUUCCGUAUGUAAGCUCCUCGGACACAAAGGAUAGUGUCCAGUUCAAUCCAGGCCAGCCAUGCGAAAAGUGGAUAAGAAAACGGACAUCUGUGAAGUUGAAGAACGUGGCUGCUAAUCACCGGGCUAAUGAUGUUAUUGUAUUGGAUGGACGUGAAAAACGCAUCAAUGCUCGUUUCAUGUAUGGACCCUUGGAUAUGAUCACAUUGCACGGCGAAAAGGUCGAUGUACACAUUAUGAAAGAUCCACCUGCUGGCGAGUGGACUUAUCUUAGUACCGAAGUCACCGAUAAGACUGGACGCAUCUCCUACACAAUACCCGAUGACGUCAUACGCGGUUAUGGCAUUUAUCCCGUAAAGAUGGUGGUUAGAGGCGAUCACACAUCGGUGGAUUGUUAUUUAGCAGUAGUACCGCCUUUAACCGAAUGUGUGGUAUUCAGUAUAGACGGUUCAUUUACUGCCUCCGUCUCCGUCACCGGGAGAGACCCAAAGGUACGAGCUGGCGCGGUCGAUGUAUGUCGCCACUGGCAGGAACAUGGCUACUUGUUAAUUUACAUGACUGGACGACCGGAUAUGCAGCAACAACGGGUCGUUUCUUGGCUUAGCCAACACAAUUUUCCACAUGGUUUGAUAUCAUUUGCCGAUGGCCUUACCACGGACCCCCUCGGCUAUAAAACUGCUUAUUUAAAUAAUUUAGUUCAAAAUCAUGGAAUCUCUAUAAUGGCAGCUUAUGGUAGCAGUAAGGAUAUUAGUGUUUACACCAAUGUUGGCUUACGAAUGGAUCAAAUAUUCAUUGUGGGCAAGGUAAGCAAGAAACUGCAAACUAAUGCCACCGUCCUGAAUGAUGGAUAUGCAGCCCAUUUGGCCGCGUUGCAAGCUGUUGGCGGGUCUCGACCUGCCAAGGGUAAUGCCCGUAUGGUUAUACCGCGCGGCUGUUUUAAUUUGCCAGGACAAACCGCAAAUCCCCGACGUAGAAGCAACGAGACCGGUCUGUCUUCGCCAAUACGCAGUGGCUAUUUGAAACGUAAAACCUAUUUUGGCCAUCAAAACUAAACCUCUCGGCAUUGUCUGCAGCAUUGCACAGCGUGUGUUGAACUGCCAGGAGCUAUCAGUGGCACCACCAAUCCAUUCAAUUAG